Messenger RNA from Sycon ciliatum, 2499 nucleotides. RefSeq lists its product as uncharacterized. The transcript has 2 exons. Lineage: Eukaryota; Metazoa; Porifera; Calcarea; Leucosolenida; Sycettidae. Gene Ontology annotation, molecular function: nucleic acid binding; zinc ion binding. The record is from RefSeq and is a predicted model, not a curated record. The coding region runs from base 1 to 2499 and encodes 832 amino acids.
AUGUCUUCUUCGGACCCCAGCUCGGUUCAACCCGCUUCCCGCGGAUCUUCCCCCGCCGGUGGCGGAGGCAGCAAUGGUGGUUCAGGUAGCUCCUCCGGUGGAGCGCCUUCUACGUCUUCUUCGGCGCCCGAGCCCGCCCAGGUUUCUCUUCCGGGGAUGGUUCACCUCUCACAGGUGUCCCCUCCAUCAUCGUUCAAUUUCCAGGCUGCAGAUCAGUGGGACCGCUGGCUGCGUCGUUUUAACCGCUAUCGUCAGGCGUCUGGUCUUCACACCCAACCGGAGUCGGUCCAGGUGAACUCCCUCCUCUACACGAUGGGCGAGCAAGCUGACGACCUACUGGACAGCUUUCAUCUACCUGAGGAUGACGUGAGUAAAUUUACCACAGUCACUGAGCGUUUCACUGCCCACUUCGGCAAGAAGAGAAAUUAUGUGUACGAACGUGCAUGUUUCCAUCAGCGCACCCAACAGCCCACGGAGUCACUAGAUGCAUUCGUAAACGAUCUCUACCGCUUGGCAGACAGGUGCAACUUCAAGGCCAUGCACGAUGAGAUGCUCCGGGACCGGUUGAUCGCAGGGUUAGCAGAUGCACGUCUUUCUGAACGCCUGCAAAUGGAUUCGGAUAUGACGCUGGAGAAGGCGCUGGCUCACGCUCGCCAAAGCGCUGCCAUCAAGGAGCAACAAACGACGGUACGUGCAGCAGCUGAUCAGUCGUUGUUUGCUGUCCGCCAGGAUCAGGGGCGGCUGCGUUCUAGUCGCGAUCGUCCUCCGCUGCGUGAUGCUCCCAGCUCCUCGCGCCACUCGACUCCAUCAUCUGAUUCUUGUCCUUGGUGCGGAUACGAGUCACAUCCCCGCGCACGAUGUCCUGCAAGUCGUGUAACCUGCAAAGGGUGUGGCAAGACAGGCCACUUUCAACGAGUGUGCCGCUCUUCGCCACCAUCUGGUUCCUCCGGUUCUUCUGCACGACAGGGCACUCAUCAGUCCCCGCGGGGCACAGGUGUCCAUUCUCUCUCCAGCCACAGUGAUUCCUCUAGCUCGGCAGUGAGUUCUGCUGACGCAUUUCUGGGCACCCUGACCCACGGCACAGGCUGGAAUCUCCCUAUGCUUCUGCACGGCAAGGCCAUAACUAUGAAGGUCGACACGGGUGCGGAUGUCACUGCUAUACCAGCUACAGUGUUCACAUCCCUGGACUUGCCUAUCUCGCUCGCCCCAUCGAACCGUACUCUCCGGGGCCCAGACAACACAAGCCUCAAUGUUUGUGGCCGGUUUACAGCUGACCUGCGCACAGCUCACUCAUCUCAGUCUCACUCCGUGCCCACCCAGGUGUACGUGGUCCGCGACCUCAAGCUUCCACUGCUCGGACGUCCAGCCAUUGAGGCACUCGGCAUCCUGCCUGCUCCUGCUAACGUCCUGGAGACCACCUCUACCUCUGGUGACUCAGCUUCAGACUCUCGCUCUCCUGUUGCCGCUGAGUUUCCUGACCUGUUCUCGGGCCUAGGUACCUUCGGUCCUCUCCACACCAUUCAACUUCGCGAUGAGGCUCCUCCAUACUCGCUCUCCACUCCUCGGCGAGUUGCUCUGCCCAUGGAAUCGAAGGUUAUUGAAGCCCUCCGUCGCAUGGAAGCCGCUGGCGUCAUUCGCCCAGUGUCCGAACCGACCGAUUGGUGUGCCGGCAUGGUCGUUGUUCCAAAACCAAACGGCAGCGUGCGCAUCUGCGGUGACUUCACACGGCUCAACAAAGCCGUCAAGCGCGAACGGCACAUUCUCCCUACCACGGACCAUCUCCUCGCUCGCCUCGGUGAUGCCAAGGUAUUCUCCAAGCUGGACGCUAACAGCGGGUUUCACCAAAUUCCGUUGGCGCCGGAGUCGCAGCUACUAACCACCUUCAUCACGCCCAUCGGCAGAUUCUGCUACACGCGGCUCCCCUUUGGCAUCUCCUCGGCACCCGAGUAUUUUCAGAAACAGAUGUCAGAUCUGCUCAGCGACCUCCCUGGCAACAUCUGCAUGAUGGACGACGUCCUCACAUUCGGCUCCACCCUCGAGGAGGAGGUCGACAACCUUCGACCAGCUCUGGCCCGUCUUCAAUCCGCCGGUGUCACGCUCAACAGCGAGAAGUGUCAAUUUCAUGCCACCUCGAUCAAGUUCCUGGGCCACGUGAUUGAUGGCUGUGGCAUCCGUCCAGAUCCAGACAAGAUCCACGCAAUCCAGGAGCUCUCUCCCUGCUCCGAUGUCCAUUCCGUCCGGCGUCUGCUCGGCAUGGCCAACCACCUAGGCAAGUUCAUUCCGGACUUGGCCUCCAUCACGCAACCUCUCAGGUCUCUCCUCGUCAAAGGCACCCCGUGGCAGUGGGGUGCAGAGCAGUGUGCUGCGUUCGACCGCAUUAAGACGUCACUGAGCCAUCGACCCCUCCAGCUCAAGACCAGCCUGAUAACUCAGUGUUUGCAGGUCUGGGGCAGUGCAACGCCCGGCGCUUACUUGAGGGACGCCACUGGAUUUCAUUGA